AUGAGAAUAAUCAAAGCAGCCCUAAUCACUAUCGCCAUUACUCUCCUCUUCAUAGAUAAAUCUUCAGAAGAAGACGACUGCGUAGCUGCAAUAGUCAGUCUCCAACCUUGCACAGACUAUAUUACAGGCAGUAGCUCAGCUCCUACUCCUCAAUGCUGCUUGAAGUUAGCGACAGUGGUGAGCACAGAACCUGCUUGCUUGUGUAUAAUCGUUAAUGGCGGUGGCUCUCAGUUCGGGAUCCAAGUUAAUCAGACCAGGGCUUUGGCUCUCCCAGGUGAAUGUAAAGUUCAGACUCCGCCAGCCAGUCGAUGCAACGCAGCUACGGUGCCAUCGCCGUCCGUUUCUCCUCCCGGUGGAGGCAAUUCUAACGGCGGAGAUUCUGCGGGAAGGUUUUUGAAGCCAGUGUCCCUUCCUGUUGUCUUCUCUAUUGUAACAACAGUAAUAGCUUAUCUUUCAAUGUCUUCCAUGAUCUUCUAA
Messenger RNA from Dendrobium catenatum, 477 nucleotides. Its product is annotated as non-specific lipid-transfer protein-like protein At2g13820. NCBI's taxonomy places the organism in Eukaryota, Viridiplantae, Streptophyta, Magnoliopsida, Asparagales, Orchidaceae. The record is from RefSeq and is a predicted model, not a curated record. The coding region runs from base 1 to 477 and encodes 158 amino acids. The transcript has 2 exons.